Messenger RNA from Hemibagrus wyckioides, 3529 nucleotides. It is a transcript of the gene mxd4, whose product is annotated as MAX dimerization protein 4. NCBI's taxonomy places the organism in Eukaryota, Metazoa, Chordata, Actinopteri, Siluriformes, Bagridae. The record is from RefSeq and is a predicted model, not a curated record. Gene Ontology annotation, molecular function: RNA polymerase II cis-regulatory region sequence-specific DNA binding; DNA-binding transcription factor activity, RNA polymerase II-specific; protein dimerization activity. The transcript is spliced from 6 exons. Gene Ontology annotation, biological process: regulation of transcription by RNA polymerase II. The coding region runs from base 207 to 779 and encodes 190 amino acids.
CAGGCUGAAGAUUCACUGUAGGUGCUGUUGAUGUGAAUUCAGCGACUCGCUCCACUACACCGCUCUGCUUGGCCAUAACGGGGCGUUACCAACUUUUUUGUUUUUCUUUUCUUUUUUUCCGUCUAUUUUUUCUCUCACACAGAAUCGGUUUCGAUUUUUCUACUUUGUAAAUAUUUCCUCCGUGUUUUUGUAGCAGUGUCCUCGUGAUGGAGCUGAACUCUCUUUUAAUCCUGCUCGAGGCUGCAGAGUAUCUGGAGAGAAGAGACAGAGAGGCUGAACACGGUUAUGCGUCAGUGUUACCCUACAGCUCUGACUUCAACAGGAAGAAAAAAGCACAGCUGCUCUCACGCAGACCAAGUAACAACAACAACAACAACAACAACAGAUCCUCCCACAAUGAGCUGGAGAAACACAGACGUGCUAAGUUGCGACUCUAUCUGGAGCAGCUGAAGCAGCUUGUGCCUUUAGGACCUGACAGUACGCGACACACAACACUGAGUCUGCUCAAACGGGCCAGGAUGCACAUCAAGAAGUUGGAGGAACAGGACAAGAAAGCAGUGAAUGUGAAGGAGCAGUUGCAGAGGGAACAUCGCUACUUAAAGCGUCGCCUCGAACAGCUCUCACUGCAGCGCACUCGCACUGACAGCAUGGGCUCUACCAUCUCUACUGACUCAGAGCAGGAGGUGGACAUUGAGGGUAUGGAAUUCACCCCCGGUGAUGGAGACAGUGUGGACGGAGUAAGCGACGCUGAGGAUCACUACAGCCCAUGCAGCUUUUAGGCCACGCCCCUUUGUCCAUCCUCCCUGUUCUCUUGGACAGGAGGUGGACUGUACUUCCAGUUCUUCCCGUACUUCCUGUUUCCUAUAUCCGUCUCUGAAGAACAAUCUGUGGUCCGAUCAUCCGGCUCUGACCUGUCUCUACACCUCCCGAGUGUAGACCGAUGACACGAGUGCCCUAGUGAGCAAGUGUGUAUAGAGACGCUGCCAUCUCUAAACAGGCUGGAUCCAUGACCACGCCUUUGUGAGGUGAAUGAAGUAGCAUUUAACACACUACGCCUUGCACGCUUCUCACACUAAACAAAAGACUUUUCUUAAAUGUUCAAAAUUAGCACUCAGAUAAGUUAGUAUCACUAAUAAUUAUUAACCGCUGUGUGAAUUAGCAAAAAAACUUGAGGAUGGCUCAGUCACAAGGGGCGUGGCCUAAGUUAUAUAGGUCAGUCAGUGGCAGUCUUGAUCAUGUGGCAUCACCAAUAACAUUUAUUUUACUCCUUUCUUAUGACAUAACAUUGCAGAAUAUAUGUGUUUAUAAGCAAAAAGCUAGCCUUCUAACCACUUCUGAUGUCCUGUAAUAGCAUAUAGUCAACACUGAUUGGCUAAUCAAAUCUAACUCGGCUCCUCCCCCCUUGACAGAGGCCUAAGGUGUGUCAAUGUAUAAAAAAAGUGUGUCCUGGCUCCUGGCCAAUCAGGAUCCAGCCUUUUUUUCUCAGUAGCAAUGUGAUGUAGCAAUAACGCCAUUGUGUGUGUGUGUGUGUGUGUGUGUAUAAUUCACUAAAGCACUCACACACACUCAAUGCAGCGUACACACACACACUCCUCACACAGUGAUGCAUCAGAGCCGGACGUAGCUUGUAGCAGAGAUUAGCAUGCAGCUACAACACAGUAUGUUAAUUUGCAGUAUUUGUUGUGGACACACACACAUCUGUCUUUAUCUUUAGCAUGCAUCAUCCCAAAAUUUCAGCCAAAAAAAAUUCACCCCUCAAAAAAAAAAAAAAAAAGCCUGUCUGCUCUGGUGUACUGGGCGUGGCCUGCCCUGUGAUGUCAUACUUACACUUUUUAUACAGUGAUUUUAGUUUGAAAGCUAGCAAGCUAUUUAUCUGUUCCUGAUUAGCUCUUCCAGUAACAUUGCCUCGGUCUGGUGUUAGCUAGUUAGCUGUAGAGGUGCCGUGUGUAUGAUGUCAUCAUGAUAGCCACGCCCCCUCCACUUGCUGGGCAAAUAAAAAAAAAGACUAUAAACAACCGUGUAUAUUGAAUAGAAGUGUAUAAAAGUGUGUAGGUCACAGAGUGUGACUUUAGCUCUAUAUUUCUGUCAGAAAUUUUUUAUUCUAUUUUCCUAAAAUGCAAAAGACCAAAAAAAGAAAAUAUAAAUAAAAAUAUAAAUAUAAAUACUUACAUAUAUAAUUAUAUACAAGAAACGACAGGCUGAACUCGCCAUCUUUCUGUGCCUUGGUCAUGUCCCAUUCCUCUGCCUGUACACUUCCCCUUACUCCCUAUGCCCUACUCUCUACCACCUACUCAGGUCUACUUCCCCAGUUACACAUGGAGGGUGUGGCCUGCCAUGUUCUCAUUCAACAUGCAGACCAUGCACUAUGGAGUGUCCUGCAUCCCCUUUGUCCCCAAUAUGGAGGACAGGGCCUGGGCAUGUCUCAGUACAACAUGUACAGUGUGCUCUUUAAGGAGAGCCCGCAUGCCCCUUCCCCUUGCUCCGCAUCCUCAGGUCUACUCCCUCGAGUACUCUCUCACUAACACCCUUCAACAGAGACCCUUCAACGGUGUGGUUGGGGUGUGUUCCAAUCCAGCAUGUAGACUUUAAUCAUCCCUCCGGGGGUUGUCUUAUUCCUCAUCUUGUUGACUUCCUCAUAUCCUCGAGCCCUACUCAGGUCUCCUUCCUGCACACGCUCAGUCACAGCCCACAUCCUCGGAUCGGAACUGAGGAUAUCUGGCUGGGGCGUGUCCCAAUCCAACACGUGGACUCUUUAGGGUGCCUCCUUCAUCCUCACUCACUCCUGUGGUUGUGGUCUUUAUUCUUAGUGCAGAGGAAGACACUGGGAGAAGAUUGAUCAUGGCAGCUUGGGCUCUUCCUCCCUCUCUCACCUUCUCCUAGUGCACUUCCUGUUAGUAAUAGUGUUAACUCCUGCCCAGGGGGGUUGUGGGUAAUGUAGUCCCUCUGAUGAGCGUACUGAAGGUAGUGUGAGACAGACUGGUCUGAGAUCAGUGUGAAUGGGCAGCUAUCAUCACGAGGAACACACAAACACACACACACACACACACACACACACACACACACACCUCGCACAGAACCUCUUGAUAGUGUGGGCGGGACUAAAUAUCUGAAUAUGAAUUCAGAGAGAGUGAGACAGAAAAACUGACAGAGAAUGAGACAGCGAGACAGACAGUGAGACAGCUCUAAUACAUUCCUAUUAUAAAGCCCUGAAGCACUUCACUUUUAUUUCUCUGCACUUUUUUUCAUCCCCUUUUAACGUUUUUUUUUCUUUAAUCGUGAUUCUAACACAUCGUCUUCUUGUAUCCUGUCUGUGUGAUCAGAGUGGGGUCAGGGGGUAAGGGGUCAGAGGUCAGAAGGGUUCUGUGCCAGAGACCUUUUUAUACAGGAUGUGUAACAUACAUGCAGAUUUAUUUUUGUGUUUGUUUUUACACACACACACACACACACACACACACACACACACACACACACACACUGGUGCUUGUGUACUGAACAGUGUACUAUACAGAAAUAAAGCUGAUUUUAUACA